CCAUCUCCGACAAUCGCUCCAUUGUUUUCGUGACAGGGAUAGGAAGGCUGCUGGGAAAAGAUGGCAGCUUCCUUUUGUGUGUGGGGAUUUACAGUACUCCGAGGAGGGAUUUAAAGACAUUCUUCAGUGGAAACACGAAUCUCCAUCGCAUGCUGUGGAUUAUUCAGACACUUUGGGCAGGAGAACAUGGAGAAGAGCGGGAGUAUCGACAGUUUGGGAUCGAAACGCUCCUCUUCCCGACAGCCAAGUGUUGAUUCAUUGUCCAGUGCUUCCACUUCUCGCUCUGACCGGUCUGCUCAGGCCAAGCCCCCCUCAGCUAUGUCCUCUGAGUCUGUGUCCACCUCUGCAGAGCUCUCCCCGGAGCUCAGGGUUAAACCCAAAACCCUUGCCAAGAAGGUGCUGAGAGAUUCAGACAAAGAGGAGCCACAGUUGCUUCCAAAUGAAACGGUGCAAGACAUGGCCCAAGACGUCACCUACUUCUGUCCUUUCAUUGGUGCACUGAGGGGCACAGUGACAGUCACCAACUACAGACUUUUCUUUAAAUGCAUGGACAGGGAGCCAGCUUUUGUGCUGGACCUGCCACUUGGGGUGGUGAGUCGUGUGGAAAAGAUAGGAAGUGCAUCAACCCGUGGUGACAUGUCCUAUGGGCUGGUUUGCAAGGACAUGCGUAAUCUACGAUUUGCUCACAAACACAUGGAGGACACACUCAGGAAGUCCAUUUUCGAAGUGCUGAUGAAAUUUGCGUUUCCUGUUUCCAACGGACUGCAAAUCUUUGCCUUUGAAUAUGGGCAAGUCUUUCCUGAAAACGGAUGGAAGGUGUAUGACGCUAUCUCGGAAUACAAACGACAGGGUAUACCCAACGAAAGCUGGAGGCUAACAAAAGUAAACGAUCACUAUGAGGUUUGUGACACCUACCCAUCAACUCUUGCGGUGCCCGUCAACAUCCCGGACGAAGAGCUGAAGAGAGUGGCUGCCUUCCGUGCAAAAGGAAGGAUACCUGUGUUGUCAUGGAUUCAUCCAGAGAGCCAGGCAACGGUGACACGCUGCAGUCAGCCCAUGGUUGGGGUAAACGGGAAGCGCAGCAAAGAGGAUGAGAAAUACCUCCAGGCGAUCAUGGAUGCUAAUGCUCAGUCUCACAAACUCUUCAUUUUUGAUGCCAGGCCUAGUGUCAAUGCCGCUGCCAACAAGAUGAAAGGGGGUGGUUAUGAAAGUGAGGAUGCGUAUCAAAAUGCUGAGCUGGUGUUCUUGGAUAUACACAACAUCCACGUGAUGAGAGAGUCGCUUCGCAAGCUCAAGGAUGUGGUCUACCCCAACAUUGAGGACUCCCACUGGUUUUCCAAUCUAGAGUCCACUCACUGGCUUGAGCACAUCAAGCUGAUCCUGGCAGGAGCGCUGAGGAUUGCAGACAAGGUGGAAUCUGGGAAAACCUCAGUGGUGGUGCACUGUAGCGACGGCUGGGAUCGCACAAGCCAGCUCACCUCACUGGCCAUGCUCAUGCUGGACGGUUACUAUCGCACCAUUCGUGGCUUCGAGGUGCUGCUUGAGAAAGAGUGGCUGAGCUUUGGUCACCGCUUCCAGCUGCGUAUCGGUCAUGGUGACAAGAACCACACAGAUGCUGACCGCUCACCUGUUUUUAUUCAGUUCAUUGACUGUGUCUGGCAGUUGACUCGGCAGUUUCCUGCAGCAUUUGAGUUUAAUGAAUACUUCCUGGUCACCAUCCUGGACCACCUGUACAGCUGCCUGUUUGGGACAUUCUUGUGCAACAGCGAACAGCAGAGGUUGAAGGAAGAGAUUCCCAAGAGGACGGUGUCAUUGUGGUCUUACAUAAACAGCCAGCUGGAGGAGUUUACCAAUCCUUUGUAUGUGAACUAUUCCAACCAUGUACUCUUCCCUGCAGUCAGCUUACGUCACCUGGAGCUUUGGGUUGGUUACUACAUCCGCUGGAACCCUCGUAUGAGACCUCAGGAACCUGUUCAUCAGCGCUACAAGGAGCUGUUGGCGAAGCGUGCCGAGCUGCAGAAGAGAGUGGACGAGUUACAGCGAGAGGUGACCAAUCGGUCGGCCUCCUCUUCCUCUGAACGGGCGGGAUCCCCCACGCGCUCCAUCACUCCAGUGCAGACCUUCGUUUGACACAACCUUUUUGGUGGACACAGAAGCUGAGUCCCACCUGUGAGAAGGUGCCACACAACAGUAAUCACUAGGCCACACCUGGUGCCUCAAAGGACCUGUGUGCUAAACUUCCUCUUGGGGUGACACGCCAUAUUCAUACACCACUUCAUAGAAUCUGAUUAUGCAGAUUCCUGUAUUUGCGUCCCUUACAGGUCAUGUAUAGUCUGCUUGCAAAAGAAGAGGGUCUGUCUCAGACUGCUUCACUACAGCCAUAUUGUACUCCAUUGUUGAGAGGACGUGUAACCAGAAUAGUGAGUACUGUUAAGCAUAUCGACCUGCCUACAAUCAGUGUUGAUAAUUUUGAAGUACACUAAAAUACAUAAAAUAUGUAUGCCUUAUACACUUAAUAGGAACACUCUUUUCAUUCCUUCACACUGCAGAUGUUUGUUCCAUAUUGAUUUAAAAGCAAUACUGCAGAAAUAAUUGUGAAGGUGUACUUUGCUGCAGAAAUGGUUUUGAGCCCAAACCUGUGGUACAAAAACCAACAAAAUGGCUCAGGAGUUGUCAGAUAUUCACAAAUGUAGCUAAAGGGCUGUAAUGUUCGCUUCUAAUAGUAAAAAAGAAACAGUUGGUGGGUUGUCUUCCUGAGGCAGUUUAGAUUGUUGUGACCAAAUGUAAUUUUGUUCAUAAACAUGUAAUGUGUCAUGUGUGGCAUUCCUCUCAUUGAGUGAGUUAAUUUUUGUAAGUUUCAUUUUUCUGACAGGUUAACGUUAUUUAUUAUGCUUUUUAGUCCGGACUUAUAUUUAUGGGUCACAAACACACUCUUGUUUCAUGUCAUAAGUUGAUUAGAAAUUUCCCCUUGCAACAUUAAUAAGCUACAUGUAAUAUACAAUAGUUCAUUUGUCCCAGUCAAUAAUUAUUUACUCUAAAUGUCUGUGUGUAAGCGUUUCUUACAGACGCUUUUGAAAGCUAGUAUCAGCCAAUAUUGUUUUUAUUAGGCCACAGAAUGUGUAACAAUUAAUCAUUAUCUGUGCCUUUCUCUGAAUGACUGAUUGGGAGAAUAACAAGAGAAAAGUGUGUGCGGUCUUUAAAUGCCAAGGUUAAACGGUAUCUACAGUGUUAGUUAGGCUUCCCUCUGCAGUUAACACAGGACUUAACUUCAAGGAUCCAGUACAGCUUGUCGCAUUAGUCCAAUUUGAAAUGGUAGCAGAACCCCAGUGACAUUAGCAUUAAUUAUAUCUGAUUUUGAAUCUGAUCAAAAGAGUGCCUUUUAUUAUAUAUUAAGAGUUAUGAGUGAAAUAUACAGCUUGACUGUGUUGGAAAGUAAUAUUAGACUGCAAUGGGUCUGAAAACAUUAGCAUAGUCAUGUUCAAGUUGUUGUCAUAAUAUUAACUCAGUAGCCUUAAAUUGGCUCUAAGGCGUCCUUUACCCAUGAACAGAUUUAUUGUUCCCUUGACUUUUGUUGUUUUGAUAUUCUACAGACAACAGCAAGGUCAAACUGUACUGUCAAAUGUCAGAAUGUUAAACUAAUAAAAAAUCCUGAUAUUGCGUAGUC
Messenger RNA from Scatophagus argus, 3664 nucleotides. It is a transcript of the gene mtmr2, whose product is annotated as myotubularin related protein 2. The transcript is spliced from 16 exons. Gene Ontology annotation, molecular function: phosphatidylinositol-3,5-bisphosphate 3-phosphatase activity. The coding region runs from base 187 to 2130 and encodes 647 amino acids. Gene Ontology annotation, biological process: dephosphorylation. The record is from RefSeq and is a predicted model, not a curated record. NCBI's taxonomy places the organism in Eukaryota, Metazoa, Chordata, Actinopteri, Scatophagidae.